Molecule: messenger RNA, 2435 nt
Organism: Oryza sativa Japonica Group (Japanese rice)
Lineage: Eukaryota; Viridiplantae; Streptophyta; Magnoliopsida; Poales; Poaceae
Source: RefSeq, a predicted model, not a curated record
UUUUCUGGCUUUCCUCCACCGCGAAACGAUUUCCUUCCUAGCAACUAUCGCGCUCCGCCGACGCCUCGCGCAUCUUCCUCCGCCGCGCCUCCCACCUCCACCGCCGUCGCCCCCACCGCCUCUUCGCCGCACACCGUCUCGCCUCCACCGCCGGAGCCCCCAUCUUCGCUGCGCCCCGCCGCGCCGUCCUCUUCGCCUCCGCGCCUCCCACCUCUUCGCCGCGCCUCCAUCGCCGUCGCCCCCAUCGCCUCUUCGCCGCGCACCGCCGACGCGCCUCCACCGCCGUCGCCCCCAUCGCCUCUUCGCCGCACACCGACUCGCCUCCACCGCCGGCACCCCCAUCUUCACCGCGCCCCGCCGCGCCUCCACCGCCGGCGCCCCCAUCACCGCGCCGUCCUCUUCGCCGCCGCGCCUCCCACCUCUUCGCCGCGCCACGCCGCGCCUCCACCGCCGGCGCCCCCAUCUUCACCGUGCCCCGCCGCGCCUCCACCGCCGGCGCCCCCAUCACCGCUCCGUCCUCUUCGCCGCGCCCCCCUCCUCUUCGCCGUCCUCCUCUUCGCCGUGCCCCCACGCAUCGCGCUCCACAAAGGUAUAAGCCGGAGGUUGGUGAUAUCAUAGUUGGCCGUGUUAUUGAGAAAUGGAUAACAUUCUUGGGGGCUCUACACAAUCAUGUACAAAAACAGGCCCUCUUGCUGAUAUAACAAAUAUAAGUGGUUCCGGUUUGACAAAUAGACGGGGCAGGGGUGGAAACAAGUCGUUAAGUGCCAGUCCAACUUCUUCAAAUGAAAACCGCGGUGCAUCCUUCAAUACACCCAGCAAUGUGCAUAUGUGCACAGGUUCGCAUGAAGAUGUUAGUGACCUUACUGUGGCUGAACUAAAAAGAAAGCGUGCUCGAGACCGCUACGCAGCAUUGACCCCACAGCAAAAGGAUGAUAGGAACAAGAAGGCACGUGAAAGAAGGAAACGAAAGAAGGAGGAAACUCAAGAGGAAACUCAAGCUUCAGCCCCACUUGGCGAUAUUUCAAAUAUAAGUGUUGUUGAUAUAAUGAAGUGCCACUUGGAAGAUAAUGAUUCUUCCACACUGCAUCAAGGAAAAAGAGAAGCUUCCCAUCUCAAUAUCACACCCAGACGUCUCCCAUUUACAAUCAUCAACAAUGUAGCUCACUAUGGUCCCAACGAAGUUCCAAUGAGUCGCGUCACUCAAUUAACAACCCUAAACAUGAAUAGUGCUGACUUCACUGUUCAUAAUUCAGGAUGUGAAAAUCAUUAUGAUCCAAUCGUAACAAGUGGGAACCAAAAUACCCAUAGCCCAAUGCAUGAAUCCGGUAUUUUUCAAGGCAACGAUCGAAAUGAGUGCGACCAUGAUGACGACAUCUCUCUAGCUAGGCGUGACAAACCAUGUGCUGAAUCGAUUGCACUAGAGUGCCCUGAGGGAUCUAGCCCGUCGUUGCUAAAUCCAAAGCCUUGCUUGGAAGCAACCGGUGAUGUGCCAUCUACAUCGAGCCUGCAAACUGAGCAUUCUACAUAUCAUCGUACACGAUCAUGCACCUUCGAUGAUGAUGAUAUGGAUUCCUUCAUGGAUGAUGACUCCGACGAUGAAUACUACAUGUUUGUUGGGCUAGGAGACGAUGAGGAUGACGACAUGGUACAAUCUGAUGACGAUGACACGCAAUCGCCGACCUCUUCUGUUCCUGAUCCGUUCGACUAUGUCUAUAGCAACAUUCCACAAAGCACAAAUGUUCUGAAGCCUGAACCUGACUGUAAACACUGUGGUGCCAAGAGGUUCCAGUACGAACCGCCGAGCUUCUGUUGUCGGGAUGGCAAGAUCAAUCUUGUACAAAAUGAAACACCGCCUGAACUGAUGAGGCUUUGGACAAGCUCGGAUCCAGACGCCAAGCAUUUCCGGGAUAACAUUAGAUACUUCAACGGCCACUUCUCAUUCACUACCCUUGGUGUAAGCCUUGACAAGGCCUUUGCAAACAUGAGUUCGGGCGUGUACACUUUUCGGGCUCAUGGUCAGAUAUGUCAUAAUAUACAUUCUUUCAGUCCUAGAGAUUCUGGUCCAGAGCAUCUUGAGCUGUAUUUCUACGAUGACGAUCCAACAUUGAGUCAUAGAUUCCAACAUUCCCCUAGCCUUGACCAGGAUGUGAUUAGGACUGUUGCAGACGUCCUUCGGAACAACCCGUACUCGGAGACAUUUAGAAGUCUAGGGCAGGCUGAAGACCUCGCGAAUUAUCGCGUGACACUAAAUCUGGACCAUAGGUUGGACCAAAGGCGUUACAAUGUGCCGGUGGCAAUUGAGGUCGCUGCUGUCUAGGUUGAGGGAAAUGAGAGAAGGAAGUUCGAGCCUUGUCACAGCCUGAUUUUCGUUUCAGGAUUUAUAAAUAAUUUAAUAAAUUAUUAAAAGAAUUUAUAUUAAAUGUUCAUUAAUUUAC